ACAGGAAAUAUAUUAUUUUCAAAUUUCAUAAACAAUUUUAGUAACUGUGUAUUAAUUUCAGAUAUGGGAUUAUGUGGUGAAGUUGAUAAUAUAGAUGAAACAAAAAUUUAUGGAGUUAUGCCUUAUAUGGCUCCUGAAGUAUUAAGAGGAAAUCCUUAUACUCAAGCAGCAGAUAUCUAUAGUUUUGGGAUGAUAAUGUAUUUUGUAGCAACUGGAAAACAACCCUUUGGCAAUCGUGCACAUGAUUAUGAUUUGGCAUUAGAUAUUUGCAAAGGAGCUAACCCUGAAAUAAGUGAGCCAGAAGCACCAAGUAAUUAUAUUGAUUUAAUGAAAAAGUGUUGGGAUUUAGACAAAAAUAAUAGACCUGAUGUUUUUGAGGUAAAUAAAUUAAUUACAUCAUUUCAUGAGUUAUAUGGGGAGGAUUUUUUUAUUGUAGAAAAUGAAGAAAUUGAAAUACAGUUUAAGAAAGCAGAAGAAUAUAGAAAAGCAAAUCUUUCAUCCACUGAAAAUUACCAAAUAGUUACCCAUCCGCAAGCUAUUUAUACAUCUCGAUUACUUAAUCCUAUUACAAAAGAUCUUCCAAAAAAUAAUGAUGAUUAUAAUUCUCAAUCUUUGGAUUAUUGUGCACUUCCAAUUAGUUUCAAAUGAUAUAUAAUAAAGUAUAGUAGAAUAAUAAAUUCUGAUUAAUAUUUGACAUAUAUUGUAUGAAUAACUACUAUUUUAUAGAAAUUUAUAAUUAUAUAUAGUUUUGUUCAAGACUAUGUAUGGAUAUGUAAAUUUUUUUUUUGCACGAAUAAAUCAGUUU
This is a messenger RNA of Rhizophagus irregularis DAOM 181602=DAOM 197198, 805 nucleotides long. The record is from RefSeq and is a predicted model, not a curated record. NCBI's taxonomy places the organism in Eukaryota, Fungi, Glomeromycota, Glomeromycetes, Glomerales, Glomeraceae.